This is a messenger RNA of Engraulis encrasicolus (European anchovy), 2835 nucleotides long. RefSeq lists its product as uncharacterized. Gene Ontology annotation, biological process: endoplasmic reticulum to Golgi vesicle-mediated transport; positive regulation of GTPase activity. Gene Ontology annotation, cellular component: endoplasmic reticulum membrane. NCBI's taxonomy places the organism in Eukaryota, Metazoa, Chordata, Actinopteri, Clupeiformes, Engraulidae. Gene Ontology annotation, molecular function: GTPase activator activity. The transcript has 8 exons. The record is from RefSeq and is a predicted model, not a curated record. The coding region runs from base 170 to 1405 and encodes 411 amino acids.
GGGACAACCGGCAUUCGCAGACGCAAUGUUGUUGCCAGUACAUUCAACUUUACGCUCUACUGACAUUAAAUUGUAACAUUUAGGCUAUAGGCUACAUCGUUUGAUACUCUUGUAACGAACAGGAAUGUCUCGAAGUUAAACGACAACGCCAUAAAAGAAACCGAGGGAAAUGAGAAAAGGAAAGAAACACCAUCAAGGAAACACUAAUGGGAACAAAUCGACUAGUAAUGGGAACGAGAAAAAAGAACAUGGGUCCUGGAAGAAGAAAAAGCUGCUCGACAUCCACCAGGCGCUCACGAGUGACCCUGUGGACAUCGAGACACUGAGGAGGGCAGCCGUGAGUGAAGGGGGCCUAAUGACCGAUGACAUCAGGAGAAAAGUCUGGCCCAAACUCCUCAAUGUCAAUGUCUUCAACCUACCACCAAAACCUGGCAGAGAUGUCCGCGAGAACCACAAGGACUUCAACCAGGUGCUCCUGGACGUCAGGAGAUCAAUGCGGCGCUUCCCCAGAGGCAUGCGGGAGGCUGAGCGCGAGGUACUCCAGGAGCAGCUGAUCGACAUCAUCCUGGACGUGCUGCGGAGGAACCCCCAGCUCUACUACUACCAGGGCUACCACGACAUCGUGGUCACCUUCCUGCUGGUAGUGGGCGAGAGGCUGGCCAUCGCACUGGUGGAGACGCUCUCCAACCACCAUCUCAGGGAUUUCAUGGACCCCACCAUGGACAGCACGAAGCACAUCCUGAACUACUUGAUGCCCAUCCUGGAACAGGUGGACAGGGAGCUCCACGACUUUAUGUUGCGGGCUGAGGUCGGCACCAUCUUCGCCCUGAGCUGGCUGAUCACCUGGUACGGCCACGUCCUGAGCGACUUCCGCCACGUCCUGCGACUCUACGACUUCUUCCUGGCCUCACACCCCCUCAUGGCCAUCUACUUCGCAGCCACGAUUGUGCUGCACCGUGAGAAAGAGGUGAAGCGUAGCGAGUGUGACAUGGCCAUGGUCCACCACCUGCUGUCCAAGAUCCCCCAGGACCUGCCCUACGAGGAGCUCAUCCUGCAGGCCCAGCGCCUCUUCCACACCUACCCACCCGGCCUGCUGGCCAAGAGCGCCGCCCUGCAGUCCCGGAAGAGUAUUGCCAUCAGCACCUUCCAGGAUUUCCAGCUGACCACCCUGCGGCAGCGUCCGGACUCCGUCCUGCGUCGCCAGCGCCAGCGCCUUGGCAACAACGGUGACCUGGCAACGCGGGCCGGCGACGCCCUCGCCGUCACCCCCGCACGGCCUUCCACAGCCAAUCAGCUGGUCAAGAUGGCCGUCUGGGGGCUCUCCGCCACGCUGGGCGCCGCGGCUCUCGCCGUGGCCCAGACCGCCCUCGACUGGGGACCGGACUUCCUCCUCCAGCUCUUCUGAGGCGAAAUCACCAAGAUCCCAAAACAAACACUUUUCAGGAUGAACAAAGAACGUAGAAAACAGAUCACCAACAUCCCAAAACAAACACUUUUCAGGAAGAACAGAGCGUAGAACAAACACUUUUCAGGAUGAACAAAGAACCUAGAAAACGGAUCACCAAGAUCUCAAAGCAAACACUUUUCAGGAUGAACAGAACGUAGAGAACAGAUCACCAAAUCCACUAACAACACUUUUCAGGAACAGGGACAGAACAUGGAAAACAGAUUACCUACCCCACACGUACAUACUUUUAAGGAACAACAGACAAAGAAAACUUAACACUAAUCGCCAAACUCCCAAAACGAAAAGUAUUUCUAAGAAAGAGAAGAAAAAAGGGCCCAAAAGCAUCAGCCCCAAAAGGAUACUGUAAGCUACUCAUUGUGCCAAACUGUUAUAAACAGAAUUUUUGGGGGCUUUUUGGUCUUUAUUAUCACAGGACAAUGUGAGAGUAGACAGGAAACGAUUGGGAGAGACAGAUGGGGCAGGGCCAGGAAAUGACUCCGGUCAGAUUCGAACCGGGGUCCCUGUGGGCAAUGUAAGCCCAAAUGUGGGGGGCUUAGUGCGAUACACCACAGCGCCCCGCUGUUUAAACAGUUUCAUACCAUAAGUGACCUGAGAUGACUCGUACAUGUUCUAUCCAAAAAACUUUUUUUAAACCGUACUGUCACUCUCUCUGUCUCUUCCCAUACACACACAAUCUGCUCUGGAGUGAAGGGACCACAGUAUGAGAUGAGAUGAGUGCUAUGCUUAUGCUAACUCUUUCUCCCACGCUGGGCCCAUCAGCAUUUUGUGUGGUAGGUACUGCAGGCAGUGAGGUAGGAGGCCCCAUCCCAUCCCAUCUGGGCUGGGCUGGGGGAGAAAUAGGGCCCGGGCUUGGCUUAAAAGGGCCCCUCAUGAUUAGCGCCACAGAAUUGACUCACCGAUGGGCCCUGCACCCUUGUGGGCCCCUAUUUUCAGAAAUGUAUUAAAAAAAAAAACUAAAAAAAAAAGUUUUGUUUCACAUUUCUGAAAAUAGGGGCCCACGAAGGUGCAGGGCCCACUGGGAAAUGCCCGGUAUGCCAGUUGGCCAGUCCAGCCCUGCAUCCCAUCCAAUCCUUUCCCAUCCCAUCUCGCCCCACCCGCCCAGAAGCUCAUUCAUUCGCUGCACUGUAGCAGUGCUGCUGAGUGGGAGCGAUUAAAUCAAGAACGCUUGUUUGCCUGCAGUUCCCUCAGCUGUAACACCGUCAGUCGGGAGAGAUGGAGAAAGAGAGAGAGAGAGUGAGAGGAGGGAGGAGGGAGAGGGAGAACAUAGGGAGGAGAGAGAAAGGAGAGGGGGAGGAAAAUAAAAAAGCUAGAAAAUGCUAAGCCUGUCAAGUAGCUGCCUGAAGUUUGUAGAGAGCACCUUAUGUGUG